UUGGCACAUUGCGUUAGUUUCAGCUUCAGUAACGUCGCGACCAUGGCUACGGACGGACGCACGAAGCGCUCACAAUCCAUCUGCGCGCCUGCUUCCGCGAGUAUGGAAGCACUGGCUGCGCCUAUAGAAACCACACCAGCUCCUCGACGACGGCCAGCCGCACGAUCACAAUCGGCCAGGAUAACUGGGGGACGCUCAGUGAGACAGAGACGGCAACAGCAACAGCAGCAACAGUUAGAUAGAGAAACCAAGGCAAGAUACAGCUCCGAACCGCGUUUGGCCGAAGCAGAAACUCCGCCACAAGUUCGCAGGCAGGCGUCCGCAAGGCGCAGGCCGCCCGCUGGUCAGCAUAGCCAACCGAGGCGGUCCAACGCCUUCCUAGAUGUCCCCAAACCACACCAGCCAGAGGAGGAACCAGAUGAAGACUCUUACAGACUACGAUCUUUCAACGUCACGCAAAAAGGAGGAAUCGUGAAUCGAGGUGACUCCUUCCGGCGGCGUCGUUCAAGAUCCGGAAGUCUCGCGCCAGCAUCUCCCGCCCAAUCCGCGCCCGAGUCCCAAGAACGAAGGCCGGUGGCAUUGCACCGAGUAGCCAUGGUGGGCGCCCAGGGUGUCGGAAAAACUGCCUUAAUCAGCCAGUUCCAGACUAGUGAAUGCAUCAAUGCGUAUGACAGACAAAGAGAUGCGGACGGCACGGAGCAGAAAGUAUCAAUUCUACUAAAUGGCGAGGAAUCCGAGCUAUAUUUCGUAAACUGCACAAGUACAAGGGAAGAGAUAGACCGCUGCGAGCCACCAGAUGCGUUCGUCGUAAUAUACUCUGUAGUAGACAAGGCAUCCUUCCAGAAGGCUGAGCAGGAAUUGGCCAGAUUACUGGACUCUGACAUGUUGAGAUGCAGGCCGGCGGUUUUGGUUGGGAAUAAAAUAGAUUUAGCGAGAAGCAGAGCUGUUUCGACACAAGACGGUAAAUGCCUCGCGUGCACAUACAAAGCGAAAUUCAUAGAAGUGUCAGUUGGCAUCAACCACAACGUCGACGAACUCCUUGUCGGCAUCCUCAACCAGAUCAGGCUAAAGCAGCAGCAGUUCACCUCCGAUGGAGGCAGAGAGUCGUCACCCGCACACUGGUAUAAAUCCCGGGGUGUUGUACGCGCAAGUAUGAAAGCGCGGCAAAUGCUAACAUGGAUCUUUGGGAAAGAGGAUUCGAAAUUCAAAAAUUGUGAGAACUUACAUGUUCUGUGAGUAGAAUCGGAUGGCCCCGUUUUUGUAUAGACAGUAAAACGAGGCUGUGAAGUGAUUAGACAUUUGAAGUGUCCAGUGUGUGGUAGCAAUUUAAAUUUUAUUAGAACACCCAUUCGAUGUAAUACGAAAGCGAAAUCGAUUAUCUGAUAUAACAUAUUUUAAAUAUAGAACAUGAGUGUCAUUUAAACGACUAGUGUUGUUUUUUUUAAUAAAUUAUUAUUUCAUUGUACUUAAUACAAAUUAUAUUUUGAUUUUUUUCGAUAAAAAAUUCUCAUUUUUUUUAAGGAUCAAAUCUUAUUGACGAUGUUAGUUAAUAUUUGUUUAUUGGCUAAUGCUGGACACAAUAAUCGGAUAAAGGGCCAAAAUUCUGACAUACGUCAGACGAUAAGUGCCAAUGCUUGAGAGAAUUUAUUAAGCUUAAAUAAAUCAGUAUUUUGUCCUUUAUAUUAUAAAACUUGUAUUGUGAGCAAUAUAACCUAGAUAGAAAAUAUACUCAAGAGUUUAAAUUUUAUAUAAAUCGCUAGUAAUAAUUCUAUGUAAAUAGUCCAUAAAGCCCGGGUCCACUACAAAAUUUCCUUCCAACUAGACCUCUUUUUUCAUAGAAGACCUACGUAUUUUCCUAUAUAACUUAUAAGUACCGAUUUCCUAACAUAGUAUCAACAGUUUCAGUCCUAGACAAUAGAUAAUAAAUCAGCCUGUAAACCAUAAUCGAUACAAACGUAAAUUAUUAUUAAAUGUUUCAAUGUUUCGAGUGGUUCAUAAACUGGCAAUAUAAAAAUAUAUAGAAAGGUGUUAUAUGUGUCUAUAAUCAAUAAUUCAGCGCCAUCUCGUGGGUACAUCACUAAAGUAUUCCAAUGUUAGGCAAAGUAUUUAACGAUAGCAUUUAAUACUUUGUACAGUUUUUGACAUGUAGCAGUUUUUGAUUCUUCAUUGAUACUACGUGUGCGAUGUCUAAGAUCUUGAUAUUUACUCUACUCUGAACUAUCUAGUCUUAAAUAAUGUUAAAACUUUCAUAAUUGUAAAUAUAAACUGCAUAUGCACCGAAGGAUUUGAUGUUGUUUGUGUAUAAUUGUAUAAUUAUAAAGUAGGUUAUUUAAUAAUGAAAUCAAAAGUCAGCCAUAAUGUUCGUUGUUCUUUAGUGGGUGAUUGACUAAAUACUUCUAUUUAGCCUUUAUUCAGCCAAUAAAUUACAUGAAACACAGAGUAUAAGAUCAAUAAUUAUUUUUAAAAGAUGGAAAAUUGAGAUUCGUUGCCAUUUAAAUCUCUUCAUAAAAAAUAAAACCGUCUACUUACAACGCUAUAUGUAAACUCAUCUUCAUCCAGUGUUUGACAGAAGGAGAUAAAAAGUUUUUGUAGACUAUACAGUCGUUGUCAUACUGUAACUCCCUAAAAAAUCAAAUGACUAUUGGCAUGACUUUUACGUACUUUACCCGCGCAAAGCCGGCUAUUUUUCAUAAAUUAAUAUAAAUAUGUAGUGCCUUUAUCUUAUCUAAAUGGUGUUUUUAUCGUAAUUAAGUAUAAUUAAUUAUAAUAAAUUUUAUAUGUGUUUAGAUUAUUAUAAGUGUGUAGUAUAUCCAUAUAAUAUAUUGAGCGUUAUUUUCAUAAGGAAUUUUGAUUCAUACUAAACUGUCUGCUAUCUGCACAAAUAUAAUAUUACUUUAAAUGAAUUUCCAUUGAACAUUGUAAUUGGUAGUUACAAUUAACUAUCAAUUAUCAAAAUCUCUGCUUUCAAAUUUUACCUCUCUAACAUAUAUACAUGUGAAUUUGUUACAUUAUGUACUUAACUAGAUUUAUCGAAAUUGUUGCCACCGAACGACUACCACAUCUAGACUAUAUGUUUAGUGUAAUAUCGGCCAUGCCAGUGCCAUCUAUUGAAGCAAGGCUGGUAUGUUUUCCGCUGGAUUUUCCGGACUAAUUGUGCCCCCAUUUCAUUAAAAUAUAUGUAAAUAAUGUAAUAAAUUCGGGUAUAACCAUUAAAGUUUAAAUACAUCAGUCUAAAUAACCAAAGUACUUUAUCAAUACUUUGUAAAUAAUAAGACUAAUUUUAAUAUAAAAGAGGUUAUAUACAAGAACUACCAUUACCAAAUAUGCCCUAAUUCACUUACUUAACUUAAGGCUUAAGUGCAGCUUAAAUUUUGGAUCAUUUAAGAGUAAUUAAUCGGAUUACCGUUCGAAAGCUUUGGCCGGACAGAAUUGGAACUCACAUUUCAUACUGGAUUAUGUCUGUGUAACUAACUUUGUGCUUGUCGUUAUGACAAGCAAUGAAAUGCUAUAAUAAUCAAAUCAAACCGAAUCAAAAUACAUUUAUUAAUGUAGGUAACAUACACUUAUGAACGUCAAAAUAGAAAUAUACAUUGAAAGCUUAUAUCAGAUUAAAAUUCUAAUUUUGCACUUACUGCCAGUUCUCAAAUCAAGUGCGUAGAACGAAAGAGAAGAUCGCCAAGUCUUUUCUUUUACAUAACGUUUGUAAGGAGCUGCAACCAUUACACCAUGUUCCAUGUGACAUCUUAAGUAAUAAAAAAUAAUAAAAUAAAUCAAAAACAAAUAUUUGCCC
This is a messenger RNA of Pieris rapae (cabbage white), 3790 nucleotides long. RefSeq names its product GTP-binding protein REM 1. The transcript has 5 exons. Gene Ontology annotation, molecular function: calcium channel regulator activity; GTP binding; GTPase activity. Gene Ontology annotation, cellular component: plasma membrane. Bases 43 to 1236 code for a protein of 397 amino acids. Lineage: Eukaryota; Metazoa; Arthropoda; Insecta; Lepidoptera; Pieridae. The record is from RefSeq and is a predicted model, not a curated record.